Molecule: messenger RNA, 1512 nt
Organism: Pseudomyrmex gracilis
Lineage: Eukaryota; Metazoa; Arthropoda; Insecta; Hymenoptera; Formicidae
Gene: EloB
Product: elongin-B
Exons: 3
Coding region: 129-482 (117 amino acids)
Biological process (GO): transcription elongation by RNA polymerase II
Cellular component (GO): VCB complex; elongin complex
Molecular function (GO): protein binding
Source: RefSeq, a predicted model, not a curated record
AGUCCUAUCUUCUAUGGUAAACAUAAAAGUGGAAUUGUAAAUAAGAAAAUCUCAUAUUUUUGUCAAAAAAGAAAUAGUGUAAAUUCUAUAAUCUUAGCGUUAUUUUUACGUUUACAUUUAAACUCACAAUGGAUGUAUUUUUAAUGAUUAGGCGAAAAAAAAUGACGAUAUUUACUGAUGCGAAAGAUGAUACUACCGUCUUAGAACUCAAAAAAAUGAUUGAAGGUAUUUUGAAAGUAUCACCAUCAAAUCAGCAAUUAUUUAACAAAGAUAAUCUUCAAAUGUGUGACAACAAGACUUUACAAGAUUAUGGAUUGACAUCAUUAACUGCAAAAGCUCAAAAUCCUGCAUUAGUGGGUUUAGCUCUGCGCCAACCAGAUGGCCAAUUUGAACCAUUAGAAAUGACACCGUUUUCACUACCACCCGAUCUUCCAGAUGUUAUGAAGUCUCAAGAAAAUAAUGGACAAGAACAAUCUCCUUGAAAUAAUAGUAUUGUAUGAAAUUAAUAAACUUUUGUGUUUAAUUCAAUUGGAAAAUUGUCAAAAAAGCUCUGAAUGAUAAGAAGAGAAAUUCUAUGUGAAUAUUAAAACAAAAACUGAUAUUAUAAAAAAUGUGUGAAUAUAGUAUGUAGUAUGUACUAUAUUUACUUACUAGUGUAUACAUAUAUACAUGUACACAUACUUUUUACACAGAGAAAAUAUUCAGAGCAAUAGAAUUUCGAUAUAUAAAUGUAGUCAUAUAAAUCUUUUAUUCUGUAUGAUAAAGUAUUACCCUACACUUAAUUAUUGACUCAAAAGUGAUAAUAAACUCUAAAAACUCUCAUACAUUACAUCUUUACAAAUAUAUAUGAAUUAAAUGUGUGGUUUAUUACUCAUAGAGAAUGCAUAUAAAUACACCUCAACUUGUAUAUAACUCAUGUAUGAAUGGAUAAUUUUUCUCAAAUUAUAGUGUUUUUUUUCUUUUUUUUCCUCUACGAUUUAAUUUUCCUUCAUUAAAUAUAAAAACACAAACAUACUUUAAAAAUGACAUUAAUAAAUGAGAUAUUAAUGACCCAUCUACUACUAUAACAUAAUAUAUAUGUACAACAAACAAAUAGUUGAUAUACAUAUGCACAUAUAUUUGUAGUAUAAAAUCUGUAUUGCAAGAAAACUUAAAUAUAUAAAGACUUUUUUAACUUAUAAGCUUUAGUUAUGUAGAGAUACAAUGCUAUUUCUAAACUAAAAAAUACAAUAAAUAUAAAAUAUAUACAUAUAAUUAAGUACUCUAAUUUUUAUAAUAAUCUAUCAACAUCUACAUUGGGUAAGUUCCACUUGCCUGUCGCAAAGCUCGUGAGCGUUACCCUAUCUUUGUUUAACUUUUGAUAAAAAAACAAGGAUGAAAUGAUUCCAUGAGCGUUGCAAAUGGCAAGUAGAACUCACUCAUUAUAUCUUAUUACUCAAACAAAAAAUUUUUUAAGUGCUAAGUAUAUGUGCUACUCAUAUAUGUUUUUAAAUAAAAAAACAAAUUUUCCAA